Messenger RNA from Parasteatoda tepidariorum (common house spider), 598 nucleotides. Its product is annotated as Gle1 RNA export mediator. Gene Ontology annotation, biological process: poly(A)+ mRNA export from nucleus. Gene Ontology annotation, molecular function: inositol hexakisphosphate binding; translation initiation factor binding; phospholipid binding. NCBI's taxonomy places the organism in Eukaryota, Metazoa, Arthropoda, Arachnida, Araneae, Theridiidae. The record is from RefSeq and is a predicted model, not a curated record. Gene Ontology annotation, cellular component: nuclear pore; cytoplasm; nuclear pore cytoplasmic filaments.
CUAAAAGCAAAUUCAUAAUAUAUUUAAUGUUAAUCGAUUUCAACACCGCCAGCGUAGCAGAAAGAGGUAGUCUAAAGCAAAUACAGUAAAUAUUAAAUAAAAUUCAAAAUCAACAACUGUCAUACACAAACAUAACUCAUGUCGUAAUCAAUUUAAACUUGCUGAAACAAACAAUGUGUCAGCUAAUAUUAUUUUAAAUAAUUCUGGUUUAUUCUGAAAUUUUGUUUUUAAUACAUUUUAUAUAAAAAAUGGGUGACGUCGCAUUGGCUCUUCGAAAUUCUUCUAAAGGGCAAUUAAAAUACGACAGAUUCUGGGUAGAAGAAGGCCGUACAAAAGAAGUGUUAGAUGGCAUAUCAAAGUACUCAACAAAAAUAUCAGUGUCUAUCAGCCCUGGUAUAUUUCCUGCUAUUAUUUCUGAAAAUGCUACCCAAGUUUCAAAAGUGAAAACUGAAGUACCUUCUUCUAACUCUAAACAGGAUAGCACUAAAGAAAAACCAAAGCCUAUUCAUAGUAUGACAGAUGUACACUUUUUUGAAUUGCAGUCUGAAAUGGAACAACCUAUUCAAGAAUAUGAAGAGGAAAGACAACGUUAUAUACA